ACGAGCAGAAGAAACGUCAAACCGCCGAAUGAAAUCAAAACGUGUGCGCGCUCUGCUAAAACUUUUGCAAAUUUAAAAUUUGUUGGAUUUUUGCGUCGUUUUGUGGUGAAUUAAACAACGUUCAAGAAUAUAAAACUACGAAGCCGCCCCAAUGGCCGGACUGGAGCUGAUUAUCGGCACGUACGAGGAGUACACCGUCGGCUACAAGGUGGAACCGUUCAAAACGGAUUCAUCCCGGCAGUACCUGAAGGAAAUCUUCUCCACCCACAACCACACGGCGUCGGUGCGCGUGCUCGCGAGCCACGGCAAGCUGUUGGCUUCCGGCGGAGCCGAUGACCGGAUUUGUAUCUUCGACCUGGAGACGGGAACGCUGCGGGACGAGCUGCUGCACCACAACGGAACGGUCAACUGUUUGACGUUUUCGGCGGACGGGAGCUACCUGUUUAGUGGCAGUUCGGACGGGACGAUCGCGGCGAUCAACGUGAAGAAGCUUGCGGUGGACAAGACGUGGCGGAAUGCGCACAAGGCGGCGGUGCUGACCAUUACGAUUCAUCCGCAGGGAAAGUUGGCGCUGUCGCUGGGCGCGGACAUGACACUGCGGACGUGGGAUUUGGUGACGGGGCGGACGAUCUACACGCGUGGGUUGAAGGGCGAUUCGCGGUUUGGCGGGUUUUUGUCGUGGGUCGAGUGGAGUCCGGACGGGGCUCAUUUUGCGUUGGUGGGGAACCGCGUGGUGGAUGUUGUUUCGGUGGACACGACCAAGUCGGCGCGGACGGUGACCUGCUCGAGUCGGCCGGUUUCGCUCUGCUGGAUCUCGGACACGGAAGUGGCCGUCGGGUUGGACGACGGUCACCUGGUUAUGUUUGAUUUGGGCGAUGGAGCGGAGGUGGAACCGGAGAAGAUCCGAGCGUACGAGACGCGCCUGAAGGCGAUGGCCAUCGUGGGGAAUCAUCUGGCAACGGCGUCGAGUUCCGGGGACAUCAGUCUGUGGGAGAUUGACGGCAGCGAACUGCACGAACUGUGCACCACCAACAUCGGCUGUCGCCCGACCUGUCUGGUGCUGGUCGAAGCGGACAAACACGGCCUGCACAAGUACCUCCAGAAGCAGGACGAUUCCAAGGAGGACCUCAAGAACCAGCUGAAGCGAAUUCACGCCAUCGGCAAGGUCAUCGUGGAGCACGAAGAUCCGCUGCAGGCCGCCGCCACGCAAAAGGCGCAGAAAAGGGCCAAAAGCAAGAAGCGACCUGCCGGCGGGGAACCUGCGGAACCGCCGACCGGCUUCAGCACGCCACUGGCCAAGAAGGCGAAAUCGGCUCAGAAAAAGCGCGCCGCGAAUACGAGUGUGGCGUCCGGGAUUUGGGAAGAGGAGGACGUUGGGGAGGUGGAACCGUCGGAACCGGUCGGCGAGAAGAAAAAGAAGAAAGGCAAAAAGGGGGACGCGCUGAGUCAAACGAUUUCUGGGGCGGUGAAAACGGGGAAGAAGAAGGAAAAGCGAAGGGGAUCGCUGUGAAGAAGUUGUUCUAGAAUCUAGAAUGUAAUAAAUGGAAAACUUUUCAAAUAAAAGCCUUAUUUUUUCACUCUAAAA
Messenger RNA from Culex quinquefasciatus (southern house mosquito), 1585 nucleotides. RefSeq names its product p21-activated protein kinase-interacting protein 1-like. Gene Ontology annotation, molecular function: protein binding. The coding region runs from base 152 to 1510 and encodes 452 amino acids. The transcript has a single exon. The record is from RefSeq and is a predicted model, not a curated record. Lineage: Eukaryota; Metazoa; Arthropoda; Insecta; Diptera; Culicidae.